UCCGCUUCCGGCCACUUGGCAUGGGAGUCGCUGACGAGAGGAUGGACGGUCUGGUAGCUCAGUGCUCCGCGCGGUUGCUGCAGCAGGAAAAGGAGAUUAAAUCUCUGACUGCCGAGAUCGACCGACUGAAGAACUGGAGUCACUUAGAAGCGUCUCCAAGUUUGGAAGAGUUACGAGAGGAAAAUUUAAAAUUGAAGUAUAGGCUGAAUAUUCUUCGAAGGAGUCUUCAGGCAGAAAGGAGAAAACCAACUAAAAAUAUGAUUAACAUCAACAGCCGCCUGCAGGAGGUCUUUGGCCGUGCCAUUAAGGCUGCAUAUCCAGACUUGGAGAACCCUCCCCUGGUCGUAACACCAAGUCAGCAGCCCAAGUUUGGAGACUAUCAGUGUAAUAGUGCCAUGGGUAUUUCUCAGAUGCUCAAAGCAAAGGAACAGAAAGUUAGUCCUAGAGAAAUUGCAGAAAACAUUACCAAGCAUCUGCCGAACAAUGACUAUAUUGACAGAGUUGAAAUUGCGGGUCCUGGUUUCAUUAAUGUGCACUUGAGAAAGGACUUUGUGUCAGAACAGUUAACCAAUCUCCUAGUGAAUGGAGUUCAACUACCUGUGCUUGGAGAGAAUGAAAAGGUUAUAGUUGACUUUUCCUCUCCCAACAUAGCUAAAGAGAUGCAUGUUGGCCACCUCAGGUCAACCAUCAUAGGAGAAAGUAUGAGCCGCCUCUUUGAAUUUGCAGGAUACAAUGUGCUAAGGUUAAACCAUGUAGGAGACUGGGGGACCCAGUUUGGCAUGCUCAUCGCUCACCUGCAGGAUAAGUUUCCAGAUUAUCUGACAGUUUCACCUCCUAUUGGAGAUCUUCAGGCCUUUUAUAAGGAAUCUAAGAAGAGGUUUGAUGCUGAGGAGGAGUUUAAGAAGCGAGCCUAUCAGUGUGUCGUUUUGCUGCAGAGUAAAAACCCAGAUAUCAUGAAAGCCUGGAAUCUCAUCUGUGACGUCUCCCGGGAAGAGUUUAGUAAAAUCUAUGAUGCAUUGGACAUCACUUUAAUAGAAAGAGGAGAAUCCUUCUAUCAAGAUAGGAUGAAGGAUAUUGUAAAGGAAUUUGAAGAUAAAGGUUUUGUACAAGUGGAUGAUGGCAGAAAAAUUGUGUUCGUGCCUGGGUGUUCUGUACCAUUAACAAUAGUGAAAUCAGAUGGGGGCUAUACCUAUGACACAUCUGACCUGGCUGCCAUCAAACAGAGACUAUUUGAAGAAAAAGCAAAUAAGAUUAUUUACGUGGUGGACAAUGGGCAAGCUACACACUUCCAGACAGUGUUUGCUGCUGCUCAAAUGAUUGGUUGGUAUGACCCUAAAGUCACUCGAGUAGCCCACGUUGGAUUUGGUGUGGUCCUAGGAGAAGACAAGAAGAAAUUUAAAACACGUUCAGGUGAGACUGUGCGUCUGAUGGACCUGCUGGAAGAAGGGCUCAGACGGUCCAUGGACAAGCUGAAAGAGAAGGAGAGAGACAAGGUCUUAACUGAAGAGGAGUUGAAAGCAGCUCAGACAUCCGUUGCCUAUGGCUGCAUCAAAUACGCCGACCUUUCUCAUAACCGCCUCAAUGACUACAUCUUCUCCUUUGACAAGAUGCUGGAUGACAGAGGGAACACAGCUGCCUACCUCCUGUACGCCUUCACCAGAAUCAGGUCUAUUGCACGCCUGGCCAGUGUUGAUGAGGAGAUGCUGCAGAGAGCCGCUCGGGAAACCAAGAUCCUUUUGGACCAUGAGAAGGAGUGGAAGCUGGGACGGUGCAUUUUACGGUUCCCCGAGAUCCUGCAGAAGAUCCUAGACGACCUGUUCCUCCACACUCUCUGUGAUUACAUUUAUGAGCUGGCAACCACGUUCACGGAGUUCUACGAUAGCUGCUACUGUGUGGAGAAAGAUCGACAGACUGGGAAAGUAUUGAAAGUGAACAUGUGGCGAAUGCUCUUGUGUGAAGCAGUAGCUGCUGUCAUGGCCAAGGGCUUCGAUAUACUGGGAAUAAAACCUGUCCAAAGGAUGUAAUCCUUAGACUGGGGACUGUUUUUACCAAAGUAGCCAUUAGUACUGUUUGCUUUUUAAACAAUCAUGUGGACACAAAAAUAGUAAAAGAAUUUUCACAACUGU
Arvicanthis niloticus (Nile rat) is the source of this 2126-nucleotide messenger RNA. RefSeq names its product arginyl-tRNA synthetase 1 (gene Rars1). The record is from RefSeq and is a predicted model, not a curated record. Gene Ontology annotation, molecular function: arginine-tRNA ligase activity; ATP binding. NCBI's taxonomy places the organism in Eukaryota, Metazoa, Chordata, Mammalia, Rodentia, Muridae. Gene Ontology annotation, biological process: arginyl-tRNA aminoacylation. Gene Ontology annotation, cellular component: cytoplasm.